Hippopotamus amphibius kiboko is the source of this 7118-nucleotide messenger RNA. It is a transcript of the gene DSG1, whose product is annotated as desmoglein 1. Gene Ontology annotation, biological process: homophilic cell-cell adhesion. Gene Ontology annotation, cellular component: desmosome; plasma membrane. The coding region runs from base 220 to 3399 and encodes 1059 amino acids. NCBI's taxonomy places the organism in Eukaryota, Metazoa, Chordata, Mammalia, Artiodactyla, Hippopotamidae. The record is from RefSeq and is a predicted model, not a curated record. The transcript has 15 exons. Gene Ontology annotation, molecular function: gamma-catenin binding; calcium ion binding.
CAGUGAGACCAGCCCAAGCUUUUAGGGUGGGGAUUUAGACAGGUUAAACGUACCUUCAGACCUGCUCCCAGAGAAGGCAGAAACACCUCACAGCCUGCAUGUAAGAACAUCUACUGAGAAAUUAUUUUAAGCAGACACCAGCUGAGUGGGGGGAAGAAAAAGAACAGAGAAGAACAAACAAAACUCCCUUGGUCUUGGAUGUAAGAGCACCCAGCAGAGAUGAACUGGCCCUUCUUCAGAACAGCUGCAGUGCUGUUCAUUUUCCUGGUGGUGCUGGAAGUGAACAGUGAAUUUCGAAUCCAGGUCAGAGAUUAUAACACUAAAAAUGGCACCAUCAAGUGGCACUCCAUCAGGAGGCAAAAACGUGAGUGGAUCAAGUUUGCCGCAGCCUGCCGUGAAGGUGAGGACAACUCAAAGCGGAACCCAAUCGCCAAAAUUCACUCAGACUGUGCUGCAAACCAGCAAGUUACGUACCGCAUCUCUGGAGUAGGAAUUGAUCAACCACCUUACGGAAUCUUCAUCAUUAAUCAAAAAACUGGCGAAAUUAACAUAACGGCCAUAGUUGAUCGAGAGGUCACCCCUUUUUUCAUUAUCUAUUGUCGGGCUCUGAAUUCGCUUGGCCAAGAUUUAGAGAGACCGCUUGAGCUCAGAGUCAGGGUUCUGGAUAUAAAUGACAACCCUCCGGUAUUUUCUAUGUCUACUUUUCUAGGCGAAAUAGAAGAAAAUUCUAACGCAAAUACACUGGUGAUGAAACUCAAUGCUACUGAUGCAGAUGAACCAAAUAAUUUGAACUCAAAAAUAGCCUUCAAGAUCAUAAGACAAGAACCUUCUGAUUCACCAAUGUUUAUUAUCAACAGAUACACUGGAGAAAUACGAACAAUGAAUAGUUUCCUAGACAGAGAGCAAUAUGGCCAGUACUCUCUAGCUGUAAGAGGCUCCGACCGAGAUGGUGGGGCAGAUGGUAUGUCAGCAGAGUGUGAAUGCAGCAUUAAACUCCUCGAUGUCAAUGAUAACAUCCCAUACAUGGAACAGUCAUCAUAUUCCAUAAGUGUUCAAGAAAAUGUUCUAGAUUCAAAUUUGCUCCAGAUCAGAGUAAUUGAUUUGGAUGAAGAGUUCUCAGCUAACUGGAUGGCAGUCAUUUUCUUUAUCUCUGGAAAUGAGGGAAAUUGGUUUGAAAUAGAAAUGAAUGAAAGAACAAAUGUGGGAACUUUAAAGAUUGUUAAGCCCCUAGAUUAUGAAGCUGUGAAGAAUCUGCAACUUAGUCUUGGUGUUAGAAAUAAAGCUGAAUUUCAUCAAUCAAUUAAGUCUCAAUAUAAACUUACAGGAACUGCAGUCUCUGUGACUGUGUUAAAUGCUGUUGAAGGCUCAGUGUUCCGUCCAGGUUCAAAGACAUUCAUAGUAACUAGUGAUAUGGGACAAAACUAUAAAUUGGGAGACUUUAUAGCUACUGAUCUGGACACAGGUCGACCUUCAACGACUGUUAGAUAUGUAAUGGGAAAUAAUCCAGCUGACCUGCUAGCUAUUGAUUCAAAAACGGGCAUAAUUACUUUGAGAAACAUAGUUACUAUGGAACGAUACAACAUACUUAAAGGAAAAUACCAAGGAACAAUUCUAUCUAUAGAUGAUGCUCUUCAAAGAACUUGUACUGGUACAAUUAUUAUUAACCUUGAAGAUAAUGGCUGGAGAAAUGGUACAGACUCUGGUGGUACAGGUUCUGGUGGACCUCUUUCAACUACUAGCACAAUUGGCACAGGUGUUACCAUUUCCACAGAUGUUACCACUACUACCUACACAACCGGUAUCCGUUCUGGCACAGAUACUUUUGGUGUUAACGGUCCUUUUCCGAGAAAUACUGAUGAUAAUGUACAUUUUGGUCCUGCUGGCAUUGGACUACUCAUCAUGGGAUUCUUGGUCCUGGGAUUGGUCCCAUUUUUGCUGCUCUUUUGUGACUGUGGAGGUGCCCCUGGUGGUGGGGCUGGCUUCGAGCCUGUUCUCGAAUGUUCUGAUGGAGCAAUUCAUUCGUGGGCGGUGGAAGGAGCACAGCCCGAACUUGUGGAUUUGCCCAAUAUCUGUCCACCACCAAUACCACCCAAUAAUGCAAAUAUAAUUGAGCGCAUUGACAACUCAGGGGUUUACACAAAUGAGUAUUGUGGCAGAGAAAUACAAGAUCUGGGAGGAGGAGAAAGAACAACAGCAUUUGAAAUAACAGAUGGAAUUAAAACAUCAGUGGUACCUGAGACAUGUCAAGAAUAUUCUGGAACAUUAAGAAGAAGUUCUAUGAGGGAAUGUAGAGACGGAGGGCUGCAUAUGAACUUCAUGGAAAAUUACUUCUGCCAGAAAGCAUAUGCUUAUGCAGAUGAAGAUGAAGGACGCCCAUCCAAUGACUGUUUGCUCAUAUAUGAUAUUGAAGGUGUAGGCUCCCCUGCAGGCUCUGUAGGUUGUUGUAGUUUCAUUGGAGAAGACUUGGAUGACAGCUUCUUGGAUACACUGGGGCCUAAAUUUAGGAAGUUGGCAGAUAUCAGCCUGGGAAAAGAAGCUGAACCAUAUCCAGACCCUGACUUCUGUUGGCCACCUGACAGCACUGAACCGAUCCGCCCUCCGCAGGGAAUAGAGCCCAUUGGCAGCGGACACCCACCCAUCUCCCCACAUUUCGGCACUACCACCGUUAUUUCUGAGAGCACCUACCCCUCGGGACCUGGCGUACAGCAUCCUAUGCCUAUUCCUGACCCUCUGGGCUAUGGUAAUGUCACUGUAACCGAGUCUUACACCACCUCGGGCACCCUGAAGCCCUCUGUCCACGUUCACGAUAACCGACACGCACCAAACGUGGUGGUGACAGAGAGGGUGGUCGGCCCGAUGUCCGGUGCCAAUCUUCAGGGGAUGUUAGAGAUGCCUGACUUGAGAGAUGGGUCAAAUGUUAUAGUGACAGAGAGGGUAAUAGCACCAGGUUCAAGCCUGCCCACCACCUUGACCAUCCCUGAUCCUAGAGAGUCUUCCAAUGUAGUAGUGACAGAAAGAGUAAUCCGGCCAACUUCCGGCAUGGUGGGCAACCUGAGUAUGCGCCCCGAGUUAUCGAACACCCACAAUGUGAUUGUGACAGAGAGGGUAGUUUCGGGCUCCAGCAUCACUGGCAUUGGUGGCCCAGCUGGGAUGGGCGGGGUCAGCGGCAUAGGCGGCAGUGGCCUGGUGGGCAGUGCAGCGGCCGUAAGUGGCGGCAGCACCGGGCUGAGCAGCCUGGGAGGAGGCGGGGGCCUGAGUAGCAGCAUCGGAGGCACCGCCACCAUUGGCCACUUGCGGGGUUCCUCUGAGCAUCCCUUUAGCAACACCCUUGGAUCCGCCUCCCCUACCACAGGCCGAAGUCGAAUCACGAAGUACAGUACAGUACAAUAUACCAAGUAGCCAGGACCCCAGCACGCUUUUGCUCAGUCGCUGUGAUUUAGGUUUAAUGCCCACCACCAAAAAACUAACAAUGUGAUUUAUGACACACAACCAGGUGCUAAGAAAAUUGUGGAACAAGGUGAGAUACCACAGUGAGAAAAACAGAUGAAAGUGCUUUGCGCAGGAGCUCUCCUGAGCAUUUGUAAACUUUUUUCUUAGGUUAAUACGAACGGAAUCAUGACCGUGAACUAAAACUUGAGACAGGGUCUUCUUUGUGCCUGGAUGGCCUGUAGGGUCUUCUUUGCUUUUGUGUGGCCUGUAGUGUGUCUCCAGCACGUGGAAUAAAUAAAACUGGGUCAUGUAAAAGCAUUGGCCUUAAGAUGGCAAUUGGCAUCACUCUCCUUGCUCUGUUUUGAAUUGCCAUGUAGCUCAGGCAAUAUUUAAAUAAAACUAAACAUGCAAUAUUUGCUCAAGUAUGUGGAAAGAAUUUGAAAUAUGCCCCAAAUGCCUUGUCAACUUCACAGAUAAUAUAAAUAAAAAUCCAACCACAUAUUUAGACCGGGGUUAACCAUUAAAGAAAAAAAAGUCUGGCUGCACAGCCAAGUUCACAAGCCACCAAGCACUCCCACCUUCAUAAUUGCACUAGAUGAAACAAACCUCAAAUUAAGAAAGGUUUCCUGGGAAGGAAAUUCCAUAAGAGAGUGGCAAUAUAGUGAGAUUGAUUGGGGAUGAGUGUCUGAGACUAGAUCUUGAGAUGGGGCUUCAUUGUAAUUCCUAUGGAGUCAAGGACUUCUCUGAUUCUAGUCUGUGUUCAGUGGUAGACGCAAUAUUGAUGAAUAUUGCAUAGUGGUGAGGUUACAGGAUAUCACACUCAUUUUUCCUUUACCAUAGUGACUCUGACUUAACAAAGGAAAACCUGCCUAAUAUACUUUUCAGACUGAAACAAGUAACACCUGACAUGGUAAAUUACCUUCCAAAGAAGUAGAGGGGAAUCUCACAGUAUUUUCAGUUUGUGUUUUUAGUAAGUGUUAUUCAUUUAUAUCCAGCUCUUUAUUAUACAUCUCCUAAGUUAAAAUAGCUGACUUAGUCUGAGCUGUGAAGAAAAGCCUGCAGUAUAGUUAAGCUUUGGGGAAAUUUUUUUAAGGGGAUCUUAAAAAAAAUGUUUUUAGAACAUGUAAAAUGUUUAAUGGGGGAAGUUAGAAUUGUUCAGUAAAUAAUACCAUACUAUUAGUUUUAAUUGAGUUUAGUGCUUUUUUUAACAACCCUCUGCUGCUAUUUUGAAGAGAUCAUCUAGGAACAUUUGACAGAGCCGAUGACGUUGUGCUAAUAUGAAUGAAAUUAUACUAGACAACCCAGUUUCCUUACUGUAUCCCACCCCUAACUGAAUUUUCUCACUAGCCUAAAUUUUACAUUCCUGAUUUGACUUGUCAAUAAUCUCUUGGGUUAUAUAUGCUCCAAUGUAUAGAUAGUUUCCAAAUUAUAUAGUAUGGUAUAUUUUCUAACUUCAAAGUUUAAUAAUGUGCUAUUUGUGAUAAGUCGUUUCUGUGAAUUUGCUGUAUAGUAUUGUUACCUGGUUAAAAUCUCUAAAAAGAAUCAAAGCAUUCUUAGAGGUAAAUUUACUAUUGUAUAGUAGAGGAAUUUUUUCUCUUUUCUAAAUUCAAUGUUGAUAUGUGCUCACUAAUGUGAAACUGGAUAUAACAAAAAUCUUUUAAGGAUUAGCUCCCCCAAUUACUCAAAUUUUCCAGAGUGUAACAAGAUCAAAGAGUAGUUAUUGGACUUCCAGCACUUGUCAGAGGGGGAUGGGGAGUGAAUUAUUUUACCUAGAGCUAUUUUGCUCUAUGUUAUAGCAGAUGAUAUCAAUAUUUUCAAAGCCACAAUACACAUCUUAUUUUAACUCUGUAGACUAUGUAAAUUUUUGAUAGUCUGUAGCAAGCCAAAAUGCAGAGGUAUAAAUAAAAUCAUUCACAGGGGGUCUUUUAUUUCUUUCUCCCAUUUGGUUCCAUUAAUAAUGGGUAAUCUUUCCAGAAAUAAAGUCAAAAGCUACUUAUUGAAAUAUACUUGAGUAUGCCUGGGUCCAGGAUUUUGAAGAAAUAAAAAUAAUCAUUAAUUGCUAGUAUUUUUAUCACUUUGAUGUGACGUAUCAUCAGAGGAGUUUUCUUAAGACUCCUGAUAUCUUCCAGAAAUGUUUUUUAGAUUGUCUGACAAAUGCUCGAGUGACCAUCUUUAAGAACUUUUGUUAUUAAGAUCCAUUAGUUACAUAAAACCAUGGGAGAUACAAGUUAAAAAAAAAAGUGGCCGUAUUAGUCAUCAAUCUUUCUAGGAAGAUACUUUCAAAUCAAACUUUUUUUCAGGAUUACACAUUCUUGUUCUAACUCUUUAUCGCUAAAUUUUAAAAUUACCCUUUUUAAGUCAACAACCAUUCUAACAGUCAUUUAAAGGCAUGUAAUUUUUUUUAAUGAACAGCCUUCAGGAAGAAUUUAAUCCUUCUCUUUAGAUGCUUUACUCUAACUCAUAUACUUUAUGUCACUCCAUAGACUUAAAGAUAUGAAAAUUAUUUUAUAAGUGAACAGUUAUAAAUCAAAUCCAUAUUGCAAGCUGAGUCUCAGAACAACUUUCUCUGAACAAAAGAGAAGGAAGUGAUUUAAAUAGUAUGUGUAUAUAGUUUGAAAACAAAGUGUUUAAUAUUUAUAAAACAUCUCCCUUUCCAAAGAGGUAGUCCUUAGGGGCAAAAAUUACUGUAUUAUAAAUACUUUUUUUAUUUAAUAUCAACCAAAAUACCAUCUUGAGCUAACUUUGACGUUGAAUUCCAAAUAUAUCUGCUACAUAUUAUUAGCCUCUAGGUAUGUUGCCUGAUGUAACUAUAUUUGCUCUGAAAAAUUUUUAGGAAAAGUAUCUAUUUGAGGUUAUUUUUAGGCCUUCAUCUGGACAUCUGUUCUACAUUUGUGUGUAAAGUUUUUAGCUUCAUAAUCUUCAUUCAAUGUGAUGUUCUGACAGAAUUUUAGUUACAUAGCUUCAAAAUUUGCAUAUUCCCUCUGACUGGAUGUUUCUAAUUAUAGACACAAUUCACUUCUGAAUUUAUACCAAACUUGAAUGUCAGCCAGGGUAUAACACAUAUAACAGCCUUUGACUUUAGCAGGAGUUUAAAGGUGUUAUAGUCUUGGCUACAAUGGCCCUGGCUUUUUCAGAAAGACAUUUGAAACCCAAAACAAACUUUUGAAAGUAUUGCCACAUUUCCCUAUGCCUAUUUCAUCAAAUCCAACCCUUGAGGGGACUUCUGGUGUUGGUAAGACCUAUUUCACAUUGCACUAGAAUACACCGGUCCACAUAGAUUAGUAGUACAUGAAACAGAAUCUAUCUUCCAGUUCCAGAUUAUCUGUUUCAUGUUAGGACACAAGCAUACAUGGAUCAACCUGUUGUCCAUCAAAUAAUUUUAAAACAAUGAAUAAUCUAUUGUUUAGUUGUCUACAUUCCUCUAUUUAGUUAUAUUUCAAUUACUAAACACUAUCAUCAAGCUGUACUUGGUCUAACUUAUUUUUCUUUUGCUAUUUUACAAGUAUUUUUAAACUCUAAUACUCAUCUUGGGUGAUGUUUACAACAAGGUGCUUUCCUUCAAGUUUCAGUAUAAAGUUCUGGGAUUAUUUGGGUGCUAGUUCCUUUUGUUCAUCUGUUGGCUAUUUUAAGUUGGUUUGUAAUUUCUAAAGAGUUAUGUUUACAGCAAUAAAAUGAUUAAUAUGCCUUCA